UCCCCGGCCAAAGUAAUGCCCUCUCCUACCCUGACGUCAAAGAACAGAUCACAAGCAAGAUUAAGCUUUUUCAUUUCUCUUAUUGCAGCAAUUAGUCGAGGACUGUAUAAAAAGGCUUCAGAAAUGGGAGGGAAAUCUGGGGACAAAAAGAGAUAGCUCAGAGAGGCAGAGGGAGAGAGGGACUGAGGGAGCAGAGAGGAGAACAGUGCAAUUUGGUUUCCUCCCCUAAAAAAAUAUUCCACCUGGUCUUUCUGACUAAAGAAACUUUUUACAACUUUUUCACUGGUUCAGCUGCUUAUAAUGUAGAGCCCUGGCUAACACCUGCCUUUUUAAAAAAAAUCUUUUCUAAUGCUAUUUUACUUUUUUUUUAAAAACAGCAUUAUUUUAUCCUCAAUUAUUUAUCUUAUGCUUAAAACUUGUUUUUUUUUUGGUUUUUUUUUUUGUGAAUUACUGAAUUGAUGAGAGGCAGAUAUUGAAACUUUAUGAGAGCAGGUGAACUUAAACUCUGCCGGUAUGGGGUUACUGAGCGUGGAUUUGCUGAUAACCCUUCAGAUUUUGCCAGGUUUCUUCUCCAACUGCCUCUUUCUGGCUCUGUAUGACUCUGUUGUGUUGGUAAAACACGUGCUUCUACAACUCAACCGUUCCAAAUCCAGCCAGAGUCAAUGGCGUCGGAUGCUGACCCCAGAAGGGAUGCGCUGCGUGUGGAACAGCUUCUUAUUGGACGCUUACAAGCAGGUAAAACUUGGAGGAUAUGCUCCCAACUCUAGUGUUUUCCAUGUGUCCAACAACAGAAGUUGUAGAAAUCCAAUCAGAACACUUGGGCAGCAAUGCCAUCUCCUAGACUUUGCAAAUACAGAGCGCCCCUUAGUUGUCAACUUUGGUUCGGCUACCUGACCCCCCUUUAUAAGCCAGUUGCCGGCCUUCAGCAGAAUGGUGGAGGAGUUCUCUAAUGUGGCUGAUUUUCUGUUGGUCUACAUUGAUGAGGCUCACCCUUCAGAUGGCUGGGCUGCUCCUGCAAUUACCUCCUCUUUUGAAGUGAAAAAACACAGGAGCCAGGAAGAUCGUUGUGCUGCAGCCAACAGACUCCUACAACACUUCUCCCUCCCCCCUCAGUGCCAAGUAGUUGCUGACUGCAUGGACAAUAAUGCCAAUGUGGCAUAUGGUGUCUCCUUUGAGAGAGUGUGCAUCAUACAGAGUCAAAAGAUUGUAUACCUUGGAGGCAAAGGUCCAUUUUUUUAUAAUAUCCAAGAAGUUCACCAAUGGCUGGAACACAAUUUUGGGAAGAGAUGAACACUGGGGUGACUGAUGUGCCAUAUAUUUGUCUAAAAAAAUCAUAGGCACAAGGACAAGUAUAUAAAUUUGAGCCAUUUUUUUAAGAUUAAGUUGGACUUCUGUGGAGUGAAGCAAAAUGCAAAAAUGAAUUGCAAUAUGAAGAAAGACAACAUACAAUUCAAUACACAAACAGUUUAGUGAAGGAAUAAAUAGAUGUGAAAUAAAAUUUCUGUGACCUUUUAUCUGUGACCAAACUUAAUCACUCUCCAUCAGCCUCAAAACUCAACAGAAUAGACGAUGAAUCAUUAGAACCUUAACAGAACUUUAAACAAGAAUCCUGAAAGACUUUACAAAGACUAUCAGAAUUGUUUCACUCAGCCAUUCUUAGAAUGGCAAAAACAUUCUAUUUAACAGGUAUCCAAAUAUUCAAGCGCCUACUCAGGUCUAUAUCCCUGAGAAAAGUUUUUUUUUUUUUUUGGAGAAAUAUAGGAAAGAGCAUAGCAAUAUUGGCAUUGAUGGUGAAUAAUUCCUUUCAUGAAUUUAUCACUGAGUAUUCAAACUUUGCAGUUAUCAGGUAUAUCUCAUGUUACAUUUUUUAACAUAAUUUAUUUUGUUACCAUAAGUCUAUGGUGUGUUUAAUACUGAGGAUCCUUUAAUUACACAGUUACCUCAUUGGAAGAACAGAAGCAUCAUGCAACCAAUGCUCUGCUCUUCGGCGACAAAUGUUCUGCAGUUUUCUGUAGAAUCAGGGCAUUGUUAAUACAUUCUUAUUAUCUUCAUAAGUUGAAACCCAUAGGAAAACAAAUUCAGUCAUAAAUAACCUCUUGCAUUUUUCUUCUACCACCAUCGAGAGCUCAGGUAUCAAUUAGAUUCCAGCUUUAGGCUUAUUUCUGACAGAUGAUAUAUAAGACGCAGAAAAAGAAUCCAUUCUUCUAAUGUAAAAAUAUAAAGUCUUGUGCCCUAUUAAUGGUCUGAGGCUGGGCCUGGGGUAGUCAGCUUCAUAAUCCUCAAUCUCUGUCCUUUCAUUUUGUGCAUUGCUGAUAUGAGACAAUGCAGCACUGGAGUAACAGUAAUAUAUUCCUCCCAAAUAAGAGCGGUAGCAACACAACAUUUUCUAUAUGAGGUCACUGGGAUUUCUGUAGUUACAUCCCAGUUUAAGACAAAAUUGUAAUUUCACAAUUUGUCACAAUCCAUUGAGAAAUACAACUGAAACUUCAGUAUUCAUUUCUUUGAUAAUACAGAUUUGCAAUGCACCCUAAGUACCAUAUAUCAUGGUUAUUUCAGAUUCUCCCUUUAAGGGAUCAUUGUUAUGGUUAACUUAGAUUUGCAGCAUAAGUGCCCAAUGUCAUUGUUAGUACAGAUUUACCAUGUACUCUAGAGUCGGUACGCCUAUUCUCAUGGUUAACCAUGUCUUUUAAGUGCCCAUUUUCAUUUUUAAUCCAAAUUAAGCAUGCACCCUAUCUGUCACAGAUUUGCCAUGUACUCUAGGUGACCAUUGUCAUGGUCAGUCCAGAGUCGGCACGCCUAUUCUCAUGGUUAGUACAUUAGCCAUGUCUUAUAAAUGCCCAUUUUCGUGGUUAAUACAAAUUAAGCAUGCACCCUAUCUGUCUCAGAUUUGCCAUGCACCAUAAAUUACUUUGUCAUGGUUAGCCUAGAUUUGCCAUACGCCAUAAAUGCCUUUGUCAUGAUUAGUCCAGAUUUGCCAUGAACCCAAAGUGCCCAAAUGUAUAGUUGUUUUUGGUUUCCCAUGAACAAGUGCCAAUGUCAUGAUCAGUUCAUGCACCUUACUUGGUCAGGGCCAGUAAAGACUCCUUUUAUACCUCUAGUGUUUAUCAUAAUAGCAAAGGCUGCCCAUAUCAUGGUUCAGCUUAUACCACUAGGACUCACAGUGGCUAUACCAUAAUUCCCAUAUACCUCCAGGACCAUGCCAUGGUCUAACCUUGCCUCCAAAUGUAGCUAAUGCCAUGCAGACCAUACUGUGCCAUCACAAUACAGUGCUUCAGACUACUUAGUGUGCAGUAAGUCACAGUAACAUCAGGCAUUUACUAUAAACAUAUAUCUAAAAACCUCAGAAGGAUCCUCAGAUGUUAAACCCACAUAGUCUUCACACACCACACCUCGUUGAAAAAGACAAUUUCUCUUCAAACGUUUAGUCUAACUGGAUUUUCUUACAUCAAUGCUCUACUUCACCCUUGUUCUGCAUUUUCUCAUCCAAGAUGAUGGCUUGGCUAUCAUUUCCAGCCAAUACCUGUCAAGCAGAAAAGAGUUAAAAUGAGCAGUCUUUAAACAGAUUCUCCACUGAAAGCCGCACAGUUUAAUCUUUCAUGUCUUGAGCAUUAUUGACAUUCUGUACUAUAUAUUAUGUACUGUAUUGAUAUUCUGUCGUACUGUAGGAUUAUAAUGUCUCAAAAUCUUAUAGAUAAACUCAACUUUUUCCACCUCUGUAACCGUUUAAUAAUGUCCAGUUUAUCAUCAUGUGCAAAACUACCAUCAACACCGCAAAUGCUUUGUAAAUGUCUUCACAUUACCUCUUAUAUCAUGAUGUGGAUGUGAAUAUUAUUGUGUCAAUAUUUACAUCAUCCUGGUUCAGAAAGUGUCCUUUCCACACAUGGAGAAUGCUUUAAUUCUACCCAUUUCCCAGCGAAGAAAGUAAAGUUAUUAUUUUUACCUCUGGGAGCAUAUAUAGAGUUGUACAUUUUGUUACAGUUUUGUAAUCUUUUCUGAUGCCACAAUAGUGUAAGCCUAAUAGACUAGAGGUGUGCUCUUGCUUUGUAGCCAUAGGUAGAGACUGUAUCCUGACUCCAUCUUUGGCCAUAGAAGCCACCUCUUAAUUUUACAUAUAUCCAAAGCAUACGUUUAUCUUUGUCAUUUUAUAUUUCUCUUUUUACCAUUUUUUUUUUACUCUAGAUAUGAAGUAGAACACUUCUUGGUCCAUUGUUUACUAUAUCUUGUAUUUAAACAAAGUACCACUAAUUGUUUCCUAAAGCACCAGAACUAUGUACCACCGGCAAGCAGAAUACACUUGUUAAAGGCUCUGUGUGGCUCUUACGUAGCCAGUGAACAUGUUAUAUGUAACUUUAAAUAGGGGAAAAGGAAACAUCUGAAUAUAUAUAUAUAUAUAUAUAUAUAUAUAUAUAUAUAUAUAUAUAUAUAUAUAUAUAUAUAUAUAUAUAUAUAUUUACAAAGCAGCUAGCAUGUGAAGCAGCAGACCUCUGUUGUCCCCACUGGUUAUUUGACCAGAACUCUGGUGGACAAAGCUUCCAGACAAGGUAAUCACUGGAAGUCAUCAUAGGCCUUGCCAGAAUUAUCCCGGUGGGCACCGGCUGUACAUCAUGUAACAGCAUCGCUCAGGAAAGCCACACCCACAUGGAGGGCGGAGGAUUUCUCACGUGGAUAUGAAGGGCCCCAUUGAAAGAGGUUUAUUCUCUGUUGGAGUCUGGAUGCUGUCACGUCAGAUCUAGUCUCUGCUGUCCAUUUAAAGUGUGACUGUAACCGCAUUUUUCUGCAUCACAAUAAAUUUCCAUUUGUCAAAAAAAUAAAAAAGGAAAAUAUAUAACUUAUCCUGUACAUGGUGCUUUUAUCACAGAAUUAGCAAAUGUUUUUGAUUGUAUUUUAAUAAAAACAUUGAAUAUAAAA
Bombina bombina (fire-bellied toad) is the source of this 4908-nucleotide messenger RNA. It is a transcript of the gene DIO2, whose product is annotated as iodothyronine deiodinase 2. Lineage: Eukaryota; Metazoa; Chordata; Amphibia; Anura; Bombinatoridae. The transcript has 2 exons. The record is from RefSeq and is a predicted model, not a curated record. Gene Ontology annotation, molecular function: thyroxine 5'-deiodinase activity.